Messenger RNA from Paramisgurnus dabryanus, 5193 nucleotides. Its product is annotated as SCAN domain-containing protein 3-like. The record is from RefSeq and is a predicted model, not a curated record. Lineage: Eukaryota; Metazoa; Chordata; Actinopteri; Cypriniformes; Cobitidae.
CUGAUCUAAGCUGUGCUGUAAUGUUCUAAAGAUAAGCUGAGGGCUAAGUCUAAUUUCAGCUAAGGUGAGGGGGGUGAGUCUGCUGUCAGAUGAGCUGAAUGGGGAGUAUGAUCUUGGUUCAGAAACUCUUAAAAUUGGCCCCAUUGUCAGAGUUAUUGGUUAUUAGCUGGCCUGCACUCAUAGAUUUCCAUGGGAAACUCUGCAGAAUUCCACUGAUUUUAGUGCCCAACUGCUUAUGCGUUUGUGAGUGGUAAUAAGUUUAUGUUCUUUGCUGUGAUAUAGUUUAGAUGAAAUAAAUCUAGAUAUUAAACAAAACUUAGUGCAGACUCACUUGACAAAUGCUCUUGUUAGGUUUAAUUUGAAGUUUGUAUGUGUAUAUACACAUACAUACAUAUACACAUAUAUACAUAUACAAAUACAUACAUACAUACACUCACCUAAAGGAUUAUUAGGAACACCUGUUCAAUUUCUCAUUAAUGGCAACCAAUCACAUGGCAGUUGCUUCAGUGCAUUCAGGGGUGUGGUCCUGGUCAAGACAAUCUCCUGAACUCCAAACUGAAUGUCAUGGUUGUUGGUGCCAGACGGGCCGGUCUGAGCAUUUCACAAUCUGCUCAGUUACUGGGAUUUUCACGCACAACCAUUUCUAGGGUUUACAAAGAAUGGUGUGAAAAGGGAAAAACAUCCAGUAUGUGGCAGUCCUGUGGGCAAAAAUGCCUUGUUGAUGCUAGAGGUCAGAGGAGAAUGGGCCAACUGAUUCAAGGUGUUAGAAGAGCAACAUUGACUGAAAUAACCACUCCUUAUAACCGAGGUAUGCAGCAAAGUAUUUGUUAGGCCACAACACACACAACCUUAAGGGGGAUGGGCUACAACAGCAGAAGACCCCAACGAGUACCACUCAUCUCCACUACAAAUAGGAAAAAGGCUGCAAUUUGCAUGAGCUAACCAAAAUUGGACAGUUGAAGACUGGACAAAUGUUGCUUGGUCUGAUGAGUCUCGAUUUCUGUUGAGACAUUCAGAUCAGUCAGAAUUUGGCGUAAACAGAUUGAGAACAUGGAUCCAUCAUGCCUUGUUACCACUGUGCAGGCUGGUUGUGGUGUAAUGGUGUGGGGGAUGUUUUCUUUGCACACUUUAGGCCCCUUAGUGCCAAUUGGGCAUCGAUUAAAUGCCACAGCCUACCGGAGCAUUGUUUCUGACCAUGUCCAUCCCUUUAUGACCACCAUGUACCCAUUCUCUCAUGGCUACUUCCAGCAGGAUAAUGCACCAUGUCACAAAGCUCAAAUCAUUUCAAAUUGGUUUCUUGAACAUGACAAUGAGUUCACUGUAAUAAAAUGGCCCCCACAGUCACCAGAUCUCAACCCAAUACAGCAGUGAUUCCCAACCCCCGGUCCCUGGACCGGUGCCGUUCCGUGGACUCGUUAGCCUUGAAAUAUUCCCAGAAUAUUUUUUUAUAUAAUAAUAAUAUAAAUUUUUAUAAAUGCAUUUUAAAAAAACUAUUUUUAUGUCAUGUUAUUUUAUCGAAAACAAUCAUAAACAAUAAAUAAAUAAAAAUGUGUUUCUUUGAGCGCCUUGCGUAGCAAGGUAUCUGAACGGACUGCAAAAAAAAGUGCGCUGCACCUGAAGUGACAGAGAAAUAUGUGAAGAGAUGAGUGGGCCUCAGCAAACGUCAAUGGCUAAUUUCAUUGUGGACAGUUCCGGUAAAAGGAAAGGCGAUGGCCAUCUCGAAAAUAGCGAGGGAAAAAAUAGAAGUCAAGCUUCAAAGAAGCUUCAAAAGAAAGAAACGUGAGUUGGACGCUCAGCGGCAAGUUUUGAUAUCCUCAACAUCAGUAAACGUAGCUGCAACAAAGGCGUCAUAUCUGGUUGCUCACAGAAUAGCUAAAGCUUAAAAAAAGCGCUAAUUUUGCCGGCUGCAAAAGAUAUUUGUCGUGAACUUUUGGGGGGAAAAGCAGCUAGCAAAUUGGAACAUGUUCCACUAUCUGACAAUACUGUUGCCAGGAGAAUUGAUGACAUGGCUGAAGAUAUUGAGGGGCAGCUGUUGGGCAGAUUAAAAGCAUCUCCGUGGUACGCAAUUCAAGUGAACAAAUCGACUAACGUUGAAAAUAAGGCGAUCAUGUUAGUUUAUUUGCGGUACGUGCAUCAAGAGGAGGUGCAGGAAGAUUGUCGAGGUUCACUGCCAGGGUGAAAGAAGUUGCGGCAGAAUGUGAGGUAACUCACUGUAUGAUUCACCGAGAGAUGCUGGCAAGCAAGAAGAUGUCUCCAGAGCUCCACACAGUCCUUAAUAAUGCUAUACGUGUCAUCAACCACAUUAAAUCUCAUGCACUAAAUACGCGUUUGUUUGAAUUAUUGUGUGAGGACGGAUGCUGAUCACAAGCGCCUGCUCUUACAUACAGAAGUUCGGUGGCUGUCCAAAGGAAAAGCCAUGACACGAGUGUUUGAGCUAAGAGAGGAAUUACAGAAAUUCCUCUCCGACAAGCAGUCACCUUUAGCAACGCACUUCAGUUACAAGAGCUGGCUCGCAAAACAGGCAUACUUAAGUGACAUUUUCAUGACCUUGAAUGACUUGAACCUGACAAUGCAGGGGAGGAUGGCUGACACAUUCAGGUUGGCGGAUAAAAUUGCUGGAUUUAAAGCCAAGCUGAAAACCUGGGCACGGCGCAUCAACCGGGUUGUUUUUGAUAUGUUUAGCAACUUAUCCAGUUUUUCCAAGGAUGCUGAAGGACUUGGCCUGUUGAAACAUUGCCACCUGACAUCACUGUCUGAUGAGUUUGAGCGUUAUUUCCCCUCUGAAAAAGACCCAAGGAAUGGCAAAGAAUGGAUGCGCAACCCAUUUCAAGAUUAUGACGGUCAGAACCAGCUCUCAUCAAGACAAGAGGACCAGCUGCUAGAGCUCAGAAAUGAUGGAGGUCUGAAAACUGUCUUUAUUUCAACACCAUUGACAUCCUUCUGGAUCAAAGCAUCAAAAGAAUACACUGAGAUCAGCACCCUUGCACUGAAAACCCUGCUCCCGUUCCCGACUUCAUAUCUGUGCGAGGCAGGUUUUUCUGCCAUGACUUCCACUAAGACCAGACUCAGAAACAGACUGGAUGUGAGAAAUACCCUGCAUGUCUCAUUGUCAACCAUCAAGCCCCGGUAUGAUGUUUUUGUGGCUGCCAAGCAAUCGCAGGGGUCUCACUGAUAUGGAUAUCAGACUGUAAGCUGGUUUUUGUUCAUAUUUGUGAAGCAGACCUUUUCAGAUUUCGUUUUAUUGUAUCCCUGUUUUGGAUGCAUAUGUUUUUAUUGGAUGCCCAGGAAGAACAGCUUGUCUUAUGCACAGCUACAAAUAGGCUAGUAAUUUCAAUAAGCAGUUCAUGGUCACAUUAAUAUAGUUUUGUUCUCAUUGGUCUGGUCUGGUAUUUUUUGUUAAAGGUUUAAGCUUAAUUUUAUACUUUUAAAAAUUAUUGGCUGAAAUCACUGUGUUUUUGCUAUUGUAUUCCAAAACUGUCUGACUGUUAAAACUGGCUCUUAUUUUCAUACAAUUAGCCUUUGUUGUCGCCAGUUGGUGAGUGAAUACACUGAGUGAGGGGAGUGAGUGAGUGAGGGGAGUGAGUGAGUGAGAGAGUGAGGGGAGUGAGAGAGUGAGGGGAGUGAGAGAGUGAGGGGAGUGAGAGAGUGAGUGAGUGAGUGCUGUGUAAGUUGCUUUUGAAGUAAAGUAUGGGAGAAAAGGGAAAAAUUUUGUGAACCGGUCUGAAAGUUUAAGAAUAUGGUAUGUUCAUACAAGAAGCCUUUGUUGCCACCUGUUCUUUAUGUGCAAUUAAAUGGUAGACUGUUACUGUUUACACAAUGAUAUAUUACAAAGUACGAUGCAUUUUUGAGGCAUUAAAAUUGACAACUGGUCCCUGGAAUUUUUUCAUUAAUAUAUGCUGGUCCCUGGCACAAAAAAGGUUGGGAACCCCUGCAAUAGAGCAUCUUUGGGAUGUGGUGUGGAUCUCCAUCAACUGCAAGAUGCUAUCCUAUCAAUAUGCAUUUCUAAAGAAUGCUUUCAGCACCUUGUUGAAUUAAGGUAGUUAAGGCGAAAGGGGGUCAGACACACUAAGUACGGUGUUACUAAUAAUCCUUUAGGUGAGUGUGUGUAUACAGUGAGUAUACAAAGUAUUUGAACACCCUGCUAUUUUUCAAGUUCUCCCACUUAGAAAUCAUGGAGGGGUCUAAAAUUGUCAGGUGCAUGUCCACUGUGAGAGCCAAAUCUAAAAAAAUCAGAAAUCACAAUGUAUGAUUUUUUAAACUAUUUAUUUUGAAGUUGUUAUAUGAUACAGCUGCAAAUAAGUAUUUGAACACCUGUUAGUCUGCCUUUAAAAUGUCCACAUUCACUUCAUUUAUUAUCCUAAAUUAAAUGCACCUGUUUUAGGUUGGUUAGCUGCAUAAAGGCACCUGUCCAUCCCAUACAAUCAGUAAGAAUCCAACUACUAACAUGGCCAAAAAUGCUCCACUAUUGGAGCAAUCAUUAUAAAAUGGAAGAAACUAAACAUUACUUUCAAUCUCCCUCGGACUGGGGCUCCAUGCAAGAUCUCACCUUGUGUGGUCUCAAUGAUCCUAAGAAAGGUGAGAAAGCACAUGUCCAGGCCCGUCUUAAGUUUGCAAAUGACCAUUUGGAUAAUUCCACUAAACGUGUUUGGAGGAAGAAGAAUGAUGAGUACCAUCCCAAGAACACCAUCCCUACUGUGAAGCACGGGGGUGGAAGCAUCAAGCUUUGGGGAUGCUUUUCUCCACAUGGGACAGGGUGACUGCACUGUAUUAAGGAGAGGAUGACUGGGGCCAUGUAUUGCGAGAUUUUUAGGGAACUCAGUUAGAGCAUUGAAGAUGGGUCGAGGCUGGGUCUUCCAACAUGACAAUGACCCGAAGCACACAGCCAGGAUAACCAAGGAGUGGCUCUGUAAGAAGCAUAUCAAGGUUCUGGUGUGGUCUAGCCAGUCUCCAGACCUAAACCCAAUAGAGAAUCUUUGGAGAGUGCUCAAACUCCGUGUUUCUCAGCGACAGCCCAGAAACCUGACUGAUCUAGAGCAGAUCUGUGUGGAGGAGUGGGCCAAAAUUCCUCCUGCAGUGUGUGCAAACCUGGUGAAAAACUACAGGAAUUUUUUGACCUCUGUAAUUGCAAACAAAGGCUACUGUUCCAAAUAUUAACAUUGACAUCUGUCUGUGUGCGUGCACGUCUCUGUGUUU